CGCGCUAAACUACUGAAGCAUAUUUGUCUUACGGGACGGGACUAGUCACAGUCAGUCAACAUCUUGCAGGAAUACUUUUGUCCAUUCUUGAAAAUAUGUCGUUUGUUUAUGGCAUUUAAAUCCUCACAAUUACUUUGGAAGACGCGCUCUGAAGUUACCUGUGGAGAACUGGCGCGCCGGACUUAAAGACACUCAGGGAUGUGAGGAGAACGAGGUCCAGGGAUGCUACCCACUCCUGUCUGCUCUACUCAUGUGUUCAGUCAUUUCACUCAGUUGGACCGAUAUCUGAGCCAACACGGUAAUACGCCGGAAGAGGACGAUGAGACCAUGAGCACACAACACCCGCCCACAGAUCCCCCCACCCACAACUCAGACCUUCAGGGUCCAGAGUCUGCUCAGGCCCUGUUCAGAAGAUUAGACCAGGACCCCGGACACUCUGAGGUGGCCCAGCAUAGCCACUUUAGCCCCUAUGCUCCCAUCCAUGGUGGUCCUACGCCUUUCCACAGCCAGGCAGAUGAGUCCUGGACCCAAAGUCACAGUGCCACAAGCUGCUGCUGCUACUCGGGACCCCCCCACCACCAGCACCACAGCAGCCUGCCCCCCCGCCUGAGCCUCAAAGAGCACCCGUCGUUUUCAGAGGAGAGCUGCCUGUCCUCCUGCCACAAGUCCCUUAGCUCACUCCCCAGUGCCCACAGCAGCGUCAUGUGGAGCCUGGAGCAGCCCCUCUCUCUCCACUCCCUCCCCCCUUCGUCUGAGUUUAGACACCACACACUGUUGCCAUAUUCCUGCUUACCACAGGAGGUGCCAUGCUGUGCCCAGUGCCCCCCAGAACAGUUCAACAGAGGGGCAACAGUCAACAAACCUGCAUGGCCUCAGUACCACCCAGGACCCGGCCGAUUUAUCCUGGUGAUUUCCGCCACCCUGCUCCCGCUUACACACAAAUUGGAAGCAAUUUUCAGGCCAAAGAGAAAACAUCUUCGUUGAGUGCACCACUGUCACUGGAGCAGCGAAGAGUCUUUGUGACCUACGAGGCCGACAGUGACAAACAUGUCAACGAGGUCAUCAGCUUUGUGGCUCUGCUGCGGCACAACGGCUUCGAUACUCAUAUUGACAUUUUUGAGCAGCAGUUCAGGAGCAUAAGCAAAAUUGACUUCAUGGAACGGUAUCUCAGUGAGAAAGAAUACCUGAUCAUCAUCAUCAUCAGCCCGAAGUACUACAGCACAGUGACGGCUCCCCCUAUGGGUCAUGAGCAAGAUGAGCGCACAAUCAAUACAGUAUACAUCCACAAACAGCUACAAAAUGAAUUCAUCCAGAAUGGGAGCAAGAAUUUCCGCUUCAUUCCAAUUUUGUUUCCUGGAGCUAAAAGGUGUCACGUCCCAGCAUGGCUUCAAAACACGAAUGUUUACUCUUGGCCCCGAGAUCGCGAUGACAUCCUGCGAAGGCUCAUGAGAGUGGAGAAGUACAACCCUCCUCCAAUCGGAGAUCUUCCCACUAUUGUCUCUAUCCCCAUUUAGACAGUUUUGGACUAUCCGCAUUAUGUUUUGGAUUCUUCUGAUUUGGCACAUUUUUGGGGUGAGGAACUUCUGUUGUCACCACCAUCGAGGACUUCAGCUGUAAUGGGAAAAGUAAACUGCUAUAUACAGUAUUGAGCUACUCACCUGUGUUCAGAAUGGGCAGUUUGGGGGAAUUUUACUUAUCCUGGAUACUAGCACAAUGUAACAAUGCAUUUAAUGUCAAUUGAUUAAUUGAGUAAAUGCAAAAAAUGUCUUGGUCUGGAAACUUGAAACAUGUGAAAGUCUUGCUACCUGUGGUUUAUCAGUACUGUGUGUUGUGGUGCAUUCAAUUUAGCUUUACCUUUAAUAAAUAUAUACAAUUAAUUUUUCAA
Boleophthalmus pectinirostris (great blue-spotted mudskipper) is the source of this 1885-nucleotide messenger RNA. It is a transcript of the gene traf3ip2l, whose product is annotated as TRAF3 interacting protein 2-like. The record is from RefSeq and is a predicted model, not a curated record. Gene Ontology annotation, biological process: positive regulation of canonical NF-kappaB signal transduction; humoral immune response. Lineage: Eukaryota; Metazoa; Chordata; Actinopteri; Gobiiformes; Gobiidae. The transcript has 10 exons. The coding region runs from base 807 to 1514 and encodes 235 amino acids.